Messenger RNA from Hyaloscypha bicolor E, 1673 nucleotides. RefSeq names its product MFS general substrate transporter. The transcript has 2 exons. NCBI's taxonomy places the organism in Eukaryota, Fungi, Ascomycota, Leotiomycetes, Helotiales, Hyaloscyphaceae. The record is from RefSeq and is a predicted model, not a curated record. Gene Ontology annotation, biological process: transmembrane transport. The coding region runs from base 1 to 1602 and encodes 533 amino acids. Gene Ontology annotation, molecular function: transmembrane transporter activity.
AUGGCAAGCCCUGAGAGGGCAGCAGAGCCCGAAAUAGUCACACAGUCCACAGAACCAGCACUCGAACACGAACAAAAUGCUGCAGUAGAGCAAGCCAACACCCCCACAGAAAUUCCUUAUGAAGUUCAUUCAAUUUUCAGUCCAAACAACAAGAAAUUCAUCAUCCUCACAGCCUCCACCGCGGCGUUCUUCUCUCCUCUAUCGUCAAAUAUUUACCUGCCUGCUCUCAAUUUGCUGGCUCGCGAUUUACAUGUCAGUGAUAGCAAAAUCAAUUUGACGGUCACAACUUAUUUAAUAUUCCAAGCAAUUUCACCCUUGAUGGUAGCUGGAUUUUCCGACAACUCAGGUCGACGACCAGCAUAUAUCAUCUGCUUCAUUUUCUACGUCGCCGCCAAUAUCGGCUUAGCUCUCCAAAAUAAUUAUGUAGCUCUUCUCAUUUUAAGAUGUUUCCAAAGUGCAGGAAGCAGCGGAACAGUAGCUCUUUGCCAAGGAGUAGUCGCCGACAUAGCAACUUCCGCCGAAAGAGGAAAAUACGUCGCAUACUCUUCAGUCAGCACGAUUCUCGGACCAACUCUAUCACCCAUCAUAGGAGGUCUCCUGAGUCAAUACCUCGGAUGGAAAGCCAUAUUCUGGUUCUUGACAAUCUUCGCCGUGCCCAUAUUCAUCCUUCUCAUGCUCUUCCUUCCAGAGACAUGUCAUAAAGUCGUAGGCAAUGGCUCUAUACCACCAACUCAUUUCCUCAACAAAUCUGUAAUGAGUUAUCUCAUCGAGAAGAAGCUCGCCAAAGAAGGCACACCAAUCGACCGCGCCCAACAAGAAGCCUUAGCCAAAAACACGUAUUGGAAAUUUCCAAAUCCACUCGCAACACUCGUUGUUCUCUUUAACAAAGAAGCCGCUUUCCUAAUGCUAUACAUCGGUCUUCUCCUAGCAGUCCACUACUUAAUCCUCUCCGGAAUCCCAUCCAUCUACGCAGCAACUUACAACCUCAACGAAAUCCAAAUCGCGCUCGUAUACAUUCCCUAUGGAUUCGGAAGUGUAGUCUCAGCUUUCACAACCGGAAAACUGGUUGAUUGGAAUUAUCGACGCCACGCAAAACGUCUUGAUUUCCCUCUCGUACUCAAUCGGAAAUUGGAUUUAACUGACUUUCCCAUCGAGAGAGCAAGACUCGAGGUAGCUUUGCCCCUUCUCUAUUUCGGUAGUGCUCUUAUCAUCGUUUACGGCUGGCUCUUGACUCUGAAUGUCAGUUUGGCAGGCCCUCUUAUUCUGCUUUUCUUUAUUGGUUGGUGUAUUUUUGCAAUAUAUCAGGUGACAGCUAUCCUGGUUGUGGAUAUAUAUCCUGAUAAUCCAGCGACAGCUACAGCAGCGAAUAAUUUGAUUAGAUGUUUGUUUAGUGCGGGGUCGACGGCGGUCUGUGUACUUAUGUUGCAGGGGAUUGGGAGAGGUUGGACUUAUACGCUUGCGGCACUGUUGUUUGUGGCGCUGAGUCCGGUGUUGUGGGUUUUGAUUAAGUUUGGACCUGGGUGGAGGAGGGUGAUAAAGGAGAGUAAGGGGGGAAAAAAACUAGAGGGGAUUUGGAUUAUACUGCGGAGCUCAGGGAUUUGAGUACGAGUCAGGACAACGAUGGAACUAUCAUUCUUGAGACGAAGUGAAUUAUAUAGACAAUAGAAUAUGAG